This is a messenger RNA of Arabidopsis arenosa, 608 nucleotides long. Lineage: Eukaryota; Viridiplantae; Streptophyta; Magnoliopsida; Brassicales; Brassicaceae. The record is from the annotation of a GenBank genome assembly.
AAGCAAAAAAAAUGGAGCAAACUUUCAUCAUGAUCAAGCCUGACGGCGUCCAGAGAGGACUCAUCGGUGAAGUCAUCUCCAGGUUUGAGAAGAAGGGUUUCACUUUGAAGGGUCUGAAGUUGAUCAGUGUAGAGCGAUCUUUUGCUGAGAAGCACUACGAGGACUUGUCUUCAAAGCCUUUCUUCAGUGGACUUGUUGAUUACAUUGUGUCUGGCCCUGUUGUUGCUAUGAUCUGGGAAGGAAAGAAUGUUGUGUUGACGGGAAGGAAGAUUAUCGGAGCUACCAACCCCGCAAACUCUGAGCCUGGAACUAUCCGUGGGGACUUUGCUAUUGACAUUGGCAGGAACGUGAUCCACGGGAGUGACGCUGUCGAGAGUGCGAGAAAGGAGAUUGCUUUGUGGUUCCCUGAUGGACCUGUCAACUGGCAGAGCAGUGUUCACCCUUGGAUCUAUGAAUGAUCUUGAUGAUCUGUUGCUAUUUUCAAUAGUGUGUGUUUCGACCAUUUUCGACUUUGCUUGCUUUUGAUCAAGACUUCUAUAUUUUAAGUUGAAUUUUCUCCUUCUCUACAUUGCGUAUUUGCUACAUAUGAAUACAACAACUACACAACA